Messenger RNA from Stomoxys calcitrans (stable fly), 3396 nucleotides. RefSeq lists its product as uncharacterized. NCBI's taxonomy places the organism in Eukaryota, Metazoa, Arthropoda, Insecta, Diptera, Muscidae. The record is from RefSeq and is a predicted model, not a curated record.
CGCCUGAGCCCACUCAGCAGUCAGAUUCAAUGCACCAACAGAAAAUGUUGCAAUCCAGCCAGGCUAAAAACCAAAAGUUGGCUGCAAACAGUAGUAGCACUUACAGCAAAACAACAACAGAAUCUAAAGCAAGUAGUGAUCGUAGUAGUAUGCACGCUGCUCCUUCGAAUAACAAAAGCUCCUCUUCUUCUGUACAUUCGUAUACGGCGGCCAGUGGCCAAACCCCUCCACCCAUAGUGACUGUGACCGCUGGCAGGGCAGACAGUAGUGCUAGUAGUAGUAACACAUUAGACGUAGGUAAUAACAGUAGUAACAUAAGUUCGAAAAGACAAGUCGAUCGGCUAGGUGUGCCUCAAAAAGAAGAUUCGGGCACAGAGAGUGGUGAAGAUUUGCGCUUCAUCGCUGCUGGCCUGCGCGACCAGCUGCAAAUGAAAAGUGAUUCCAACAUAAUUGAUGAUGUCACCUGUGCUCUGAGUCGUUUGGAGAACUCCCUCAAGGAGGGCAAGGACAUAACCGUAGAGGCGGAGAAACGCAAAGCCUUAUUGGCAUUGAUUGGUCGACUCCAAGCUGGUCUAACAUCACCCGAGAAAUUGGCCGAAAUUGCCGCCGCCAUGUCGGAGUUAGAUGGCAAUGAGGCACUAUAUGGGGAGACCUCUUCACCCGAGGCAGAUGCCCACCGGUCAAGCCGGCAGAGAUUUGCCAAGAGGCGCAAUCGUAUAGAUCGUCACACGGUUGGUGUUAGUCGCGAAGAGUUGGCAGAUGCCAGAAGGUACAUGGAGGAUAUGCAAAUUAUGGAAAACAUAUCACAUACAACGACACCAGAGGCCGGUGCCCAUGCAGGGCCACCUCAAUGGUUUCCACUGGAAAAGAAUGCCUCCACGGGAACAAUUCUAGCACAACAAUCUAUAAAACAAAAUAAUUUCCUCAAUGAGAAUUACAUACAAAACACCAUACAAAACUCACUUCCACCUCAGUCGAGCGCUCAGAAAAGAAGGCCUAUAUCAGGAGAUUUCUCCGUAAGCUUUGGAUUGGACAGAGAAUCAAAUAAUGUAGCCGCCAAAUACCAAAACACCAUAGACAGACAAAAUGAGAUAGUGGAUAAACGAAAUGCCGAGAAUGUAUCCCCAGACUCAGCAUCGAAAAAUAACAGAUUCGCCAGUAAGAAGAUGUUCAUGAAACGGGCCAACACCAUAGAUUUAUCUAAGGCCAAAAGGUUUAAUUCCGACCUGGAUACCGACUCGGAGGCUGAAGACAAGUCUCAGCUUAUUGGACUUAGGCGGGCAGUUCAUCCAACCGUUAAGAAGCGGGUGCAAAAUGUGGUGCCCCAAUUUGAGCCUAAAACGGAGAAUGAUCGCAAGUUUUUGGCCUUCAUUAACAAACAGAGUGACAAGCCGGGCUUGGGAUGGGCCAACGGCAGAUCCGUUUCAAAUUGGACCAGUAAAUUUGGAUCCCUUAAGCACACCUUCGAAGUGGGCGGUACGCCAGUGACAGCCGCCAAACCUCCCCAAGCCCCGGGCCAUUCUCAUAUCAGGCAUCAACAGAUCCCCAAACAACCCCUUCCUUCCAGGGAUGCAAACUACAUAAUCACCAAUCAACAAAUCGUCCAGCGCUUACAACAGGAAGCCGAACGUCAGGCGGAAGAGCGUAGAAUAAAAUUGGAGUACGAAAGGCGAGAGCUAGAGCGAAGAGAGCGCGAAAAGCUGGAAUAUUUACGCCAACAACAGCAACGUGAACGUUUAGAAAAGGAGCGCAUAGAACGGGAGUACUACGAGAGGGAAAUAAGAGAACGCAACGAAAGGGCGGCUGCUGCUGUCGCUGCUCAACAACAAGCCGCUGUAAAUGUUCCCAAGCCCAUACCCAUUAACGAGUUUAAGCAUGCCCCUCAGUCUGUAUUUAGACCCAUUGACAGUGGCGAGCAUAGUCCGAAACCAAUUUACAGACCAAUACCUCAACUACCCACAGGCCCCCACAGCUGGCAAGCCCCAUCAUCGUCAUCCGCGAGAGCACAUGCACUUUCGCCUAGUAGUCAUUCACUGAAGAGACCAGAUGACUCUUUCAUAACAUCUCCGUCUCCAUCCUCUAAAUCUCCCAUCGGCGUACCCUGGGCUUCCAAACCUGCUGUAGACUCGAGCAUCUUUAAAAGCACCGCAAACAAGUUCGAAGAACGAUCCAAGUAUGACAACUAUAAUGGCCAAAUGUUGCAACGACAUCAUUCUCUUCGUGCGUCCAAUAUGAAUGUGGCUCAGAACGAUGACUACAAAAAGCGUCCCUCGCUGCCCAACGCUGCCGAUCCUUACAGCGCACAUCGUGACUACCCCCAAGAGCCCAGUCCAUUGUCUACGUUCGCCCCACCUCCACCUACGAAUAUUUCAUUCGUUUAUAACAAUCGACCCUCGAAGCCCACAUAUUUAAGCUAUCCCUGCUUGCCCACAGCAGUUUCGGAAUCCGAUAGUUAUAGAUCUCGUGAGGAUUCACUUACCAAUCCUCAGGCGGUGCCAUUGAUUCUAACAAAUUCUAAUCCAACAUACGAGCCUCCCCAGGACCCGCUGCUGCUGCAACAUCCUCAACAUCCUUUCGACAUUAUGAGCCCCACUGAUAGCGCAAGCCCUAGUUUACAUGGAAUGCAACAACAAACGGACUACACCGAUGAUGACCUGGAUUCAGAAAACCUUAUGGAGUAUCGGGCGGUCAGCAAAGUUAUGGCUAAGCCUCAAUCCCAAACCGCUGUGACUGUAGGGCGCCGCACCGGCCAUGUGAGUGACGAUGAGGUCUAUGGCAAAAAUUCAAAGGCAGCAAAGAGUCUUUUGUCGACAAUGAAAAAUCUAGCCGGAACGCCCUCUAAAGAUAGUAGGCGCCAACCGAGGACCCAAAAACGUCCUGAGGCUGUUACGUCUCCUCAGACUUGCCUAUCUCCCGAUGGCCGAACAUACCAGGCACCCUUAGUUGAACCACUCUUUCCAGAAUUGACAAAGUUCGAACCAAAUCGACAGCCAAUGUUUGAUAGUCCCAAUAAACCGCAAUCAGUAGCGCCGGCCAGUACAACCAGGGUAAAUCAUACGGCCAACCCAAAAAACAGCCAACCAUGUAUAAGAGUUUGGAAAAUUUGGCCAAGCGUAUCCCCUUACAGCCUGCACCGGUCACUCAAAGUCCGAAAGCGUUUAAGCCACGUCAGCCAUCCCCAACGGCAUACGUCAGCGAGAUGCAAACCUCAUAUGUCGUCACAUAUCCCACUGAUGAUACCACCGACGACGAAGACCAAAGCACCAAAUACGCAUCCUAUGGCCAGAAACUGGUAAACGAGGGAAUGGCGCCGAUGCGUCGGUCACGUAACGCUAGCGAAACUUCAACAGUGAGCUCGACCACUGCUUCGGUCACUUACUCCAACCAAGUGCCCUC